Phytophthora nicotianae INRA-310 is the source of this 462-nucleotide messenger RNA. RefSeq lists its product as hypothetical. The record is from RefSeq and is a predicted model, not a curated record. Gene Ontology annotation, biological process: endoplasmic reticulum to Golgi vesicle-mediated transport; intra-Golgi vesicle-mediated transport. The transcript has 3 exons. Gene Ontology annotation, cellular component: cytosol; cis-Golgi network membrane; TRAPP complex. Lineage: Eukaryota; Oomycota; Peronosporomycetes; Peronosporales; Peronosporaceae. Bases 117 to 416 code for a protein of 99 amino acids.
ACAGGGGCUACAAUAUUGGCGUGCGGCUCGUGGACGAGUUCUUGGCCAAGUCUGGAGUGAGCAACUGCCAGGACUUCAAGGAUACGGCCGAGGUGGUGGCUAAAGUGGCCUUCAAGAUGUUCCUGGGUAUAAAUGUGGAGGUCUCUCAGUGGAAUACUGAGGGUACAGCUUGCAGUCUCCUGAUCUACGACAACCCGCUCACAGAGUUUGUAGAGCUGCCACCGAGCGCCUACGGUGUCCUGUGGUACUCAAACGUGCUGUGUGGUGUGCUGCGAGGUGCGCUGGAGAUGGUGCAGAUGCGCGUGGAGGCGCAGUUUGUUAAGGACGUGCUGCAGGGAGACGAAGUGUCGGAGAUCCGAUUGGAGCUGAAGGGCAUGAUCGAAGAAGCGAUGGGAGACGAGUACAAGGAGGACUAAUUGCAUCAUUGUGUCGGGUAAUAUGAAGAAUCUAUCGGUUACCAAA